CUGAAGCCGCAACACUCAACUCUCUAGCGAUGAGUAACGAAAAUGAAAAUACCGCAGUUGAUCUCGGUUUUCUCGCCACGUUGACUGAACGCAGGAUCGAAAUUGUGGUUGUUGUAGCGGAAUUGUGGUUGUUGUAGAGAAAUUGUGGUUGUCGUAGCGAAAUUGUGGUUGUUGCAGCGAAAUUGUGGUUGUUGUGGCGAAAUUGUGCGGUUGUUGUAGGCGCGAGUUUUAUCGGCGAUGGGAAGGAGUGCGUGUAUUUUGUGCUGGAUAAUACUUUUGUGUAAUAAACGAGAUGUUGGUGUUUUUGCCGAUGAUUCUUUCUUCUCUCUCAACCCCUUCCUGAAGCUCUAUGGUCCGUCGGAAUCGUUGAGCCCUCAGUGCUACAACGCAGUGAUCUCUUUUCAAAAUGCCACCAUGAAACGUGCACCUUGGGCUUUGCAAAUGCUUGAUGCAUCCUCUAAAAUCCCAUCGGGUCUGUUGUUCGGGAAUGUUGUCGGCCUUGGUAACUACGAUGAGUGUUUGGCUAUCCGCAGCGAUGGGUUCACUGACCACGGACACAGCCUCGGAAAAUAUUGUCUGAUCAGUGCAACUUUCAACAACACUUCGAAAGACGAUCGAGAGCACCCGAUAACACUCAAUGAUUUGACUGGAGAAUGGACCUGGUCAGUCUGCGCUCCAGCAGCAUGCUCCGAGGCAGACGUGAGGAAACAACUCGAGCUCAGCCUCCAGAACAUUGCGGGACGCAUCCAAAAUGUUUUCUGCAUGGGCUUGUUGGGAACUGCUGGUCUACCAGUCGCAUCUUGGUUCAUGAUUUACUUUACAUCUGGAUACGUUGCAUUCAUUCUGAUGGCGACAUGGAUGGAGCUCAAAUCGAUCAAGAUACCUCACCAACCCACAAAUUCAGUGAUACUUUCAUUUUCUCUCAUAAGGAAUGGGAAAGCUUUACUGAAGACUACUCCGCCAGGCCUCAUGCUCGACAGCAUCCAAGGGAUCAGGGUUUUAUCAACGCUUGCUGUUUUCUUUUAUCAUCAGGCAGUUUUUUACAACUAUGCAGCUAAUAUCAAUCACUCAGAAGUCUUCCAUAAGCUAACACAUAAUGUACUGGGAGUGACGCAACUUAAUGGGGUCCUAGCAGUCGACUGUUUCUUUUUGAUGGGCGGCACGGUCUUGGCUUUUGGUUUCUUGAGGGAGAGAAAGGCGCAUAUCCAAUUUUCAUACUUCAAGCAUGCGCUAUAUCGAUACUUAAGAAUAACUCCUGUGUACUUCUUUGUCAUACUGAUCGACAUGACGGUGUUCUACGACAUCGGAACCGGCCCUUUUUGGAACACAUUUGCUGCGGGUCUCAGGGAAAGUUGCCGCAACUACUGGUGGGCCAACAUCUUGUACAUAAACGACUACUUUUAUGGCGGUGGAGCGUGCCUAGGAUACACGUGGUACUUGGGAGCCGAUAUGCAAUUUUAUUUGAUCGCCCCCCUCUUUCUGUUCGUAUUGCUGAAGGAUCGUAGAUGCGGCAUUAUCCUCAUUAUAUUCACGUGUCUUGCGUCAUGCGCCUAUAUAUUUUCGAUGACUUAUAUUCACGAUUAUCCUUGGACUCUCACCAUCAAUGUCGACUACAGGGAUGCAGAAAAAGGCCACUAUCAAAACGAUAUUUACUUGCCAGCACAUGCAAGACUAUCCCCGUAUAUGAUCGGCUUGCUUUUGGGGUAUCUACUGAACCGCCACAAGGAGGAGAAAAUUGAGAUGAGUUAUUGGACGAGAGCGUUCGGUUGGACUAUCGCCAUAAUCGUCUUGGUGUCUAUUCCAUACGGAUUGGCCUAUUACUAUUGGUUUGGAUCGGGGCCUCUCCUCUCGGCUUUGUACAGCUCUCUACAUAGACCGCUUUUCGUAUUAGCUAUUUCUUGGAUUAUUUUUGUCUCUGACCAAGGCUAUGGAGGCCCUAUCAACGCAUUUCUCUCGUCAAAGCCCUUCCAGAUUUUGAGUAGACUAAGCUUCAGUUUUUACUUAAUUCACAGUUUCUGCAUGGAAUAUGAUUACGGGACAAAACGGACCGCUGGGUAUUUUUCCUAUUAUAAUAUGCUCCAGGCAUCAAUAUUUCACAUCAUUAUUCUCCUCCCUAUCGCCGCUGUACUGUCACUCGCCUUGGAGUACCCGAUCAUUCAUCUUAGUAAACUAAUACUCGCGAAGAAACGAGCUGAAAUUCCAAACUCUAUGCACCCAAUUGAUGACAGCAAUAAAGUGCAAGUGGAGGAAACAGGGACUCUGCAAACAUCGACAAAGUAGAAUUGAAAACUCUGGUAUUAGUUAUUUAGUCAGAAUUUAUGUUCUGCAUGUUCACUUCAACUGGAGAUCCGGAACGCAGCCUGUGCACCACAUUUUAAAAUUAGGAACUGAAAUUUUUGACGCAGUUUUGAAACAACGUACGUGCCAUUACUUCCCGUAUGCACAUACGUGCUCAUACGGAUGAGCCGAAAAUUGCAGUUCCUAAUUGCAAAACGUAGGUAAUCCAUUGGAGGCACUGAGCGCAAGAAGGACAGAAGUUCUGUCUUCGGAACCAUGAACGGGAACCGUCAAAACUAAAACCAAAAAAAUAAAUAAUAAAUAAAAAAUAAAA
Molecule: messenger RNA, 2611 nt
Organism: Bemisia tabaci
Lineage: Eukaryota; Metazoa; Arthropoda; Insecta; Hemiptera; Aleyrodidae
Product: nose resistant to fluoxetine protein 6
Molecular function (GO): acyltransferase activity, transferring groups other than amino-acyl groups
Source: RefSeq, a predicted model, not a curated record